AUGUCUAUGGAGAAUGAUGGAAAUACAGAUAAUAUAGAACUAAAUAAGGCAAUUGCUGAAUCUAUAUCGUCAUUGAACUAUCAGCAAAGUGAGCAAGAGAAAGAAGACAACAAAAGUGAUCAUGACGAUGAUAUUGACUUAGAAAAUGCUAUUGGUGAUGUAUUUAAUCAGUUUGACUUCGGGAACACAGACACUAACCCAAAACGGGAAGAAAUAAAGGCUCAUGAAGAUAAAGAAGGCGAUGAUUCGUUAUUGAAUAAAGCCAUUGGUAAUGCAUUUGGGUCGAUAGAUGUAAACAAACAACAAACAAACGAAGUUUCGCAAAGUGCGACAGAUGCGGGUGCGGAGGGGAAUGCAUCUGGAUCAGACAAUAAGGGAAGUAGCAGCCAGAAUGAAGAUGGAUUAGAAGAGACCAUAGGAAAUGCGUUCAGUGCAUUAAAAAACCAGCCAGAAAUACAUAAGAGUAUAAAUCUUGAAAGUGAAUUACUGAGCGACAGGGAUCGGAAUGAAGGUUUGCGUCAGCAUACAGACGAAGGGAUUAGUUCGAACGAGGAACAAGAAGAUGAUGAUUUGGAGAAAGCAAUAAGAGAUGCCUUUGAGAGUAAUCAGCAACCUGAUGAUUCGGAGAAGCACAAGCACGAUGAUUCUACCACAGCGACUCAUGAACCACUUAUUUCUUCAGAUAAUAAUAAACAAGAUCAAAUUGAAUCAGAAAGGCUAGAUGAAGUGAUAGAUGGUGCUUUCAGUACACUCGAAAACUCAGAUCAUCAAAGACAAACAAACGACGAACAAGAUAAUGAUGAAGACUUAAAUAGAGCUAUAGCGAAUGCUUUUAGCGGAAUAACUGAAAACAAUAAUAGCCAUGAUAUAUCUGACAAAAAUCACAGAGAUGAUGAUAACGAUGAUGAUUUGGAUUUGAAUGAGGCUAUAGGAAAUGCAUUCAAGAAUAUAUCUGAAUUAGGAGGAGCUAAUGAUGAAUCUAAAAUGGAAUCCCAAAGCCAAACGGAAACAAAUGAAAUUCAAUCUGAUCAUCAUGAGAAACCUCUUGAAGAAGUUGGACAAAGAGAAUCGCAAGACGAUAAGUUAACGAAUACCAUCAAUAAUGUACUUGAUGAGUAUGACCCCAACAAAUCUGAAAAUAAAGGGAGUUCAAACAAGGAUGAUGAUUUACAUGACGCCAUAUCUGCGUCGUUUAAACAAUUAAUAGGCGAUGAUAACCUGAAGAAAGAUGUAAAUCAUACACCCCAGGCAUCAGAAUCACAGGAACCUAACAAGGAUGACAAGCACGAAAAUAUCGAUGCUUUCAUGGAAAAUGUUAUAAGCGAAGCUUUCAGAAAUGUUGCUGAGCAGACAAAAGAUCUACAAGAAACAAAUGCUUCUUUAAAAGGAUCUGAAAAUGAAAAACAAGGAGAAGCAGGAUUUGAUUUGACAAAUCUCGUUCAAAACAUGGUGAAUCAAAUAUCUAAUACUGAAGAAAAUGCAAAAACAAAUCAGGGUACUUUACCUAUUUCUGAAGAUAUAUUACAGGAAUUAGCUUUAGAAAUUACAAAUCAAGUUCAAGAUCAACUUGAAGAUGAGUCGCAUAAGAAGUCUAAAACAAUAACUGAUAUGCCGCAAAUCGACGAAAAUGUUUUAGCCCAUUUUCAGAAUGAAGCAUACAAGGAUGAAAAUAAUGAUGGUGAUAAAUUGGAUUCAAGUAAAGCAAUGUCGGAUGAUAAUACACUUCAGGCUGCAUUAGCAACUGCUGUUCGUAACGCUAUUGAAAAUAAUGCAACAACAUUGAAUGAUUCUAAUAGGAGAUUAUCUCUUUCUCAGGGACCUAAACCAGAUAAUGAAACAGAAGACCUUGAACAGUUACAGAUGAAUGAUAUACUACAAAAUGCUUUUAAUAUGGCUAUGGAAAAUCCUCAUGAUUUAUUGACAAAUUUGGAAAUGGAGGAUGAAAAUGAUGAACAUCGCAAUAAAAUAGAUGAAAAUUCAAAUACUCAGAGUAGCCAGGUUGCAACUGCAUUGGCAAAAUUGCCACACCCAUUACCUGCUUCCACGACUACUUUCCUUGAAUCGCUAAAUCGUUCUAAUGACAUUGAUUUAUCUGGAUCUUCUUCGAGUAGGAAAAAGAAAUCUCAAAAUAGGUUGACUAACCUUUCUACAUCAUCUGAAUCUAUAUCAUCUCAAGCAGAUCGUAUAUCGGCUGUUGCUAAGAACAUUAUGAGCAAUUUUGCUAAUAAAUCCUUGACACUAAAUAAUAGGGACGAGACCAAAAAAGGUUCUUUAUCGAUUGCGGAGACUUUAGCGUUACAUAGGUCUUCAAUGAACAAUGGACCUAGGAGAGACUAUUCAUCUAUAGAAUCGUUGGAAGGAGCCUUGAGAACCGAGCCUAGCUCCAGCUCUAGUUCAGAUGCAAUUAACUCACAAGUUUCAAGCGUUUUAUCAUCACUAUCAUCUCGUAUUAAUAGUGCAGCCUCAAAUUCAGGUGCUGACAAUAACUUAUUGCAGGUAAUAAGACAAAUGACAAGUGCUUUGACUUCGAAACCUAGCACUGCAUCAUCCUCAUAUUUAAUACCAACCACAACGCCGUCAGUAUCUGAUAUUAUAGCGAGCUAUAAAGACAAGAAAGAUGAGAAUGCGAUCAUUAGUCCCUUAAUCCUUGCUAAAAAGUUUUUAGAAGAGAAGCAAAUGGCUCCAGGUUAUGGAAAGGCGGUGUCUUUAAUAGAUAACGUGUUAGAAUUAUUUAAUUCUAAUUUAUCUGGUGAGGGUCAAAUUGACCCUUCAAUGAAAGCUACGUCAUUUAUAGCUCCUCAGUUGAAUUUAGAUAUUGUUAAACCAGAAUUCAUUUCCUCCAUUAGCAACUCAGUCGCAUCAGCAAUUUCUAACUUUAGUUCAAGAUCUAAAAAGGGAUCAAUUUUUGGAGAACGGAUUAAAACAGAUUCUCCUGAGUACAAGGAGAGAAUAAGGUUAGAAAAUAGAGAGCGUAAGAAAAGAUGGAGAGAAGAAAAUGCUGAACGAAAUAAAGACAAUGAUUUAAGAUCAAGAGUUUUAAAAAGGGCAACAUUAAUGUUCGGUGAGAAGGAUACACCUGAGAAAAAGUCUUGGGUCGAUGAUGAGUUUAAUAAAAGGCGGGAAAAGAGAAUAGCAAAGCAAAAGAAGGAUGAUUAUGAGAGACAAAAUAAUGGCUAUACAGAUGAAGAUAACCUCGACAGAAAAUCAUUUAGGGAUAAAGAGCCUAACGCUCUCGUUAAUGAUCCUGAUUUAAUAAGACCUGUUACUGAUAUUUUUAAUAUAGUCUCAAAUUUCAAUCAAAAUGAGGAUCCUGAUGCAGCACUUGCUGCGACUUCUGCAGCCACUGCAACGGCCGCCGCAAUAUAUGCUAAUACGCAUAGUACAGCAAACUUCAAAUUGGUAGAAUCUGCUGUAUCUAAGAUCCUUUUAUCUUUAAUGGAGAACUCUCACUCGGAUGGUCACGAUGAGCGUAUAGCUAGCCUAUCAAAAGGAGUUACAUCAUCAUUCAAAUUGGAAACAUCUCCUACAUCAUUGACAACAGCGAAUAAACAAACUCUUCCUUCAAAGUUACCAGACAGUGAGCUAACAUCACUUGUUAAAACAACGCCAACCUCGACAAGCGGAAUUUUGAACAGACUAUCUGCUACCAUAAGAGGAUUUUCACCUUCCUCUUUGUCGGCAUUAUCUAGUUCCAACAAUGUGCCUACAUCGCUAUUACAGUUGCAAAAUUUAACUCUUAAUAAUCAAAAUAAUAAUAACUCGCAAAAAAGGAAGAGUAAUGAUCCUUUACCACAUGACACGAAACGAUCAAGACCUUCAUCUCCUCUGUCUGAACCAAAGUCGUUUAUUGAGAACACGGAGCCACCUGAGGCUUCUAUUUCUAAUAUUGCUUCCAACUUAGAUAAUAUUCGAAAUGCGAUUUCAAAUAGUAAUAAUUCUCAUUUGUUGAGCUCAUCAAACGCAUUGAAGAUUCCCCAUUAUAAGAAGCCAGAUGUAUUCUCUGCUGCUUCAGUGAAUACCAAUACUGAUGAUAAUAUUGAUCCUGCAAUUAAAAAAGAGUAUCCGACUUUGUCAUUAACGUCAACAUCACCAUUUAUUUCAAACAAGUCUAAUUACCUAUCUGGUAAUAGAUCUUUAUCUAGCUCAGUCUUAUCACAAGCAUCGGUUGGUUUGAGAAAACCAGGUAGUUUUCAGAGACCUAGCUAUUCUAAGCCAGAUAAAACCAAGCAAAAGGGGUUUGGUUAUCCUCAACUCCAUUCAGCAUCAUUAAAAGAAAAUUAA
Debaryomyces fabryi is the source of this 4281-nucleotide messenger RNA. RefSeq lists its product as uncharacterized. The coding region runs from base 1 to 4281 and encodes 1426 amino acids. The record is from RefSeq and is a predicted model, not a curated record. The transcript has a single exon. NCBI's taxonomy places the organism in Eukaryota, Fungi, Ascomycota, Pichiomycetes, Serinales, Debaryomycetaceae.